Molecule: messenger RNA, 4512 nt
Organism: Closterium sp. Naga37s-1
Lineage: Eukaryota; Viridiplantae; Streptophyta; Zygnematophyceae; Desmidiales; Closteriaceae
Source: the annotation of a GenBank genome assembly
AUGAUUGUCCUCUCUCGUCCCCUUGUGCUGCUUCUUUCUGCUGCUGCAGGACAAGGGCAUUCUCACACUGCUCGAUUCAGCUUGGGCGAGUCAAGUACAGCACGGUGGGACUUCAUCAGCAAGAACCUCGACGCCGUGGUAUCAGAGCACGAGGCGCUGCUGCAGAAGUCCACAGAUCCCUUUGUGGCCGCGCUCUUCCCCGCGGUUCAAGAGGAGGUGAAGGAGGGGGGCGGGAAGGGCGGCAAGGCCACCACCAAAUUCGCUUCUCUUGGGAAGUCGUUCAAACUACAACUGGCACAGCUGAUGGAGACGGCUGAACCGCACAGGAACCGCACUACAUCCGGUACAGCGGUCGUGCUGUUUGAGAAGAGCGUGGUGGUGGAGCAGCUGCGAUUCGGGGGGUACAGCGGCUCGUUGCUGUUUGAGAAGAGCGUGGUGGUGGAGCAGCUGCGAUCGGGGGUACAGCGGUUCGUGCUGUUUGAGAAGAGCGUGGUGGUGGAGGCAGCUGCGAUCGGGGGUGAGUGCAAUGGGGAUAAGGAGGAAGGGGUUUGGAGAAUUCUAAAAAAUACCCAUCGUGGAGCAACUGCGGUCGGGAAGUGGGUGGGGGAGGCGAGGGGUGAGGGGUUGGGUGAGUUGGGCGGGAGUGAUGGGUCGGGCGGAAUGUGCUGGAGUGUUGGAGGCCAUUCGCAUGUGCUCGGCGGGCUACCCCACUCGCCGCCUCUUUGCGACUUUAUCUUUAUCGACAGAUUCUCGCUGCUCGUGCCCACCCUCUUUGACAAGGAGAUGUCAGACCCCGAGUACGUGGAGGUCAUUCUGCGCCAUGCCAAGCUGGAGAACUACCAGGGGGGUGGUAUGUGCACACUUGCGCAUCCGUGUGUGCAAGUGGGGGUAGAACCACCAGCAGUGACGCACGACAACUAUGAUUCCCCGCACUCCACCCCUCUCCCGCACAUCGGCAAGUCCAAGGCAUUCCUACGGGCGGGCCAGGUGGCGCUGAUGGAUGGAGACAUCGGCAAGUCGAAGAUAUUCCUGCGGGCGGGGCAGAUGGCUCUAAUGGAGACGUGCCGUCUCGAGAUAAUGAACGCUGCUGCUGCCCGCAUUCAGCGUGCCACGCGCCGCUUCCUCUUCCACCUGCACCGCGCCCGCGCCGCCCUCUGCAUCCAGAAGCUCUGGCGCGCGGCGCCUGGCAGCGACAUGCAUUCAGCGCAUGGAGAGAGGACGGCAGCAGCGCAUGCGCUUCCUCACACAAUCCCUCCCCUCCCUUCCCUUCCGUUCCCUUCCCUUACUUGUCUUCUGUUCCCUACCGCUGCCAACCUACACGGCACGGGUGUUAGUGCACCACCUGCGGCAGCGCCUGGCAGCAACGUGCAUCCAGAGAAUGGAGCGGGGCCGGCAGCAGCACAUGCGCUUCCUCACAACAUCCCUCCUAUCCCGUCCUUUCCUUCACCCCCCCUUCCAGCCUACAAGGCACGGCUGUUUGUGUACCACCUGCGGCAGCGCCUGGCAGCAACGUGCAUCCAGAGAAUGGAACGGGGCCGGCAGCAGCGCAUGCGCUUCCUUGUGCUGCGACGGGCUGCAAUCACCAUCCAAGCCAAGUACCGCAUGCAUCUGUAUCGCAUGCGCUACCUGCACAUGCGGGAUAACCUUGCUGCCACCUGCAUUCAGGUGUGUGUCAGUGGUGUAUUUGUGAGGACAGGAUCCCCCACCUGUCUUCUCCUCGCAAGCCCUGGAAGGCAAUUUGAUGUUCUCUCCCCCCCAUCCACUGGCACCCCCCCAUCCACUGGCACCCCCCCAUCCACUGGCACCCCCCCAUCCAUUGGCACCCCCCCAUUCACUGGCACCCCCCCAUCCACUGGCACCCCCCCAUCCACUGGCACCCCCCCAUCCACUGGCACCCCCCCAUCCACUGGCACCCCAUCCGCCCCAUGCAUGCUCUCUUUCAUCCAUACCACCUCCCCAUUGUCCCACGCAUCCCUUCCUACCCCCCAGUCUUCUCUCCCACUCCCGCUCUGCCCCCCCUCUACCCGCCUCUCUCCAGAGCCACUGUGUCACUGGCGCGGCUAUGCGGCUCGGAAGCCAUGGAAGGCCCUGCGGCAGUACUUCUUUGCACGCCUGGCCAGGCUGCGAUAUAAGAACCUCAAGCUGGUGCGUGCCCGCCUGUACUUGAUUGGCCCCACAUCCCUCUCAUUUGAUGCCAUUCACCCAUCUCAGCUUGAUCACCCCUCCAGCACUCCCGCUGCCCCUUCCUCGCUAGUCUCCUUUCAGUUUCUGCCAGCUGUUUCUCCUUCCAGCUCCCAGCCUUGUGGUUAUUUAUCGCGCUUGCUUGCUCCUCUGCUUUCCUCCCAUGCCUGCCUUCUAUUCCACCAAUCACAGGAGGCGACUCGCAUUGCUGAGCUGGCGCCGCCACGCAAGAAGACGGAGGUAGCAAUGGAUACGAUUCGCAUGAUGGUGCUGUGCAACGUGACGACAAGGCGGAGAAGGGGGGCAGGCGUUGGAACGCCAGCUGGCAGAGGCAUGAGAGGAGGUGGAGCGGCGGGGCAGGGAGAUUGCCCGGCUGCAGGCUGCAGGAGAUGCUGGAUGCGGAACAGGCGGGGAGAGGCUGCAGAGGGUGAGGCGAUCCAAUUCUUCUCCGUGCCACUUAUCCCUCUCCCGUACCAUUCCCCCUCUCCACUCACUCUCCCCACUCUUCUACCCCAGGACAAGGCAGAAAAGGGGCGGCAUGCGUUGGAACGCCAGCUGGUAGAAGCACGAGAGGAGGUGGAGCUGCGGGGUAGGGAGAUUGCGGCACGCGGCAGGGAGAUAGCUCGGCUGCAGGAGAUGCUGGAUGCGGAACAGGCGAGGGCAGAGCCUGCAGAGGGUGAGGCGAUCCAAUUCUCCUCCGUGCCACUCAUCCCUCUCCAUAUCACCCAUUCCCCCACUUCCCACACUUCCCUACCCCAGGACAAGGCAGAAAAAGGACGACAGGCGCUGGAGUGCCAGCUGGCGGAGGCAAGAGAGGAGGUGGAGCGGCGGGGUAGGGAGAUUGCGGCACGCGGCAGGGAGAUAGCUCGGCUGCAGGAGAUGCUGGAUGCGGAACAGGCGAGGGCAGAGGCUGCAGAGGCGGAGGUGAGGACGAUGGUGGCGGAGCGGGAGGAGCAGCGGGAGGAGCAGCAGCAGCACUUGGUGAAGAUGAAGGAGCUCUCUGUGCUGCCUGACGUGCUCAGCCAUACGCCCACUGCUGCUUCUGCUGCUGCUGCGGGGCCUGUACUGUGUGCUCGGUGUGCGGGGAGAGUGGAGGCAUCAGGAGGCAUUCCCGUGUCCCCUUCGUCCCUCCGCUCCCUUGCCUCUCCCUCCUCCCGCCGGCCUCCCCGUUUGCUGUAUCUCCCAGGAGAACCCCUACUGCCGCUGCUAGAGAUGAGGCUAGGGUGUUUUACCAGUGGCGCCGCCGCCGCCGCCACUGCUGCCGCUGCUGCUGCUGCUGCUGCUGCUGCUGUGCUGCUGCCAGUGCUGCGUCUGUUGACCCACAGGACGGCGCUUGCCAACCAUUUCCUGCCGCCCAUUUUGGAAAGAUCUGCACAGAGCGAGGCGGAUCUAGUGGAGGCAGAAGAGAGGGCCGGGAACAGAGGCAAGGACGGCAGUGGGGACGAGGAGCAGGAGGAGCAAGCCGGUGCCAGUGCCAUCCGCGAUAGACUCACUCUGGACGUGGGCGCUGGCAGCACCACCAGUGGCGCUGCUGCUGCUGCUGCCGCUGCAGGAGCAGCAGCAGGAACAGCAGCAGGGACAGCAGCAGGAACAGCAUCCGGGGGAGCAGCAGCAAGUGUGGGCCCAGGGGGGGGCGCUCCUCUGCCUCCCAGCGACAGCAGCAGGCGCCCCAUGCGCCCCCGUGCCGCCUCCUCUUCAGGCUCAGGCUGGCAGAUGCGCGAGGAGAACAACUGGCUGCGGGCGGCCUACAAGGAGGCGGUGCACAAGGCAGAGGUGGCGAGGCAGGCAGGGCCGCAUGUGUCUGUCACCAACGCGCUACAACUCACCCCCCACCCCUCGUGUCCCCUCUCGUCAGAUGCGCGAGGAGAACAACUGGCUGCGGGCAGCAUACAAGGAGGCGGUGCACAAAGCAGAGGUGGCGGCAGCACUGGCGGCGCAUGCGGGCCCAUGUCAUCCCUGUGUCCUUUACUCUGCUCCCCACCUCCCUCAUCAGAUGCGAGAGGAGAACAACUGGCUGCGAGCAGCCUACAAAGAGGCAGUGCACAAGGCAGAGGUGCGGCAGCACUGGCGGGCGCAGAGAGGGCGCGGGCGGAGGAGGCGGAGAGGAAUGUGGCAGCAAGGGAGGAGGAGAUGCGGGAGGCCCUGGUGCGAUGCCAUGAGCUGCAGGAGAAGCUGCUCGGCAAAGCGCGGGAGGUGCGCACGCUGAGUUCAGAGGCUGAUCGCCUUCCAGGCCAGCAUGGCCAACGCCAACCCCGCCAUGCCCUCGACAAGCAGCAGGUGCGAGCUAAACCUCCUCCCAGUUGGGUUCUGAGAAUUCUCCUAUAUUUGUAG